UCGUGCGGUCUCGUGCUAUUCAAGCUGCUAUUGUUCAUACUUCACCACAUUCCCGAACAACCCAAUUCGCGUCUAAUGGCCUGAAAUUCUUUCUUUUUCCCUGAGAUCACAAACAUCUUCAGGCCUACAGAAACCCGCGAUCUAGCUCCUUUGAGUCAGACAAAUCCACUCAACAUGUCGUGGAAGGCGUCCGAGAGGUUGAUGGAUACUAUCCGUCACUACUCCAACUUUCCUGCUACGGGAGUGAGUUUAAGGCAGAUGGUCCAAUUUGGCGAGCGACCGUCGAUAGGAACACUUUUUCGCGCCUCCCAAUUCCUCGCCGAAGAGCUUCCAAUUCGACUUGCGCAUCGAGUCCAAGAGCUCACCCACCUUCCAGAUGGACUUAGUGAAAUGCCGUCAGUUAGGAAAGUACAGGAUUGGUAUGCGCAGUCGUUUGAGGAGAUUAUCAAUUUAGGCCGGCCCGAGCUAUCAAGAGAUGUAAAAGACCGACUUCUGAACCCGGGCAAAUUCGGCAAUGGCAAAGCAUCUUUACUUUCCGAAACGACUCCCAACCCAAGUAUUCGCGAAGGGCAAUAUGCCUCGGCGCCAGCCACACAAAUCGGCUUGGGUAACGGCAAAAAAUACCAGGCCGCAAGAAGGUAUUUUGCUAUGGUGGAUGACACUGGCGAUUGGCCACCAGAGCUGCAGGCAUAUAACUCGAAAUUCGCGCAAACAUUACAUAAGAUCAAGAGAAGACACGAUGGCGUCGUUACCACAAUGGCCCAGGGCAUACUAGAAUACAAGCGAAAGCGGCAACGGAUGCAAAUCGACAACAAUAUUCAAUCCUUCUUAGACCGUUUCUACAUGUCCCGAAUAGGCAUUCGUAUGCUUAUUGGGCAGCACAUCGCCUUAACCGAUCAAAGCCACCAUCGAGACCCUACUUAUGUCGGUAUAAUCUGUACGAAGACGAACGUACGGGAUUUAGCACAAGAGGCCAUCGAGAAUGCUCGGUUUGUCUGCGAGGAUCAUUAUGGACUUUUCGAGGCGCCAAAAAUCCAGCUCGUGUGUAACCCGGACCUCAACUUCAUGUACGUGCCAGGCCACUUAUCGCACAUGCUCUUCGAAACCUUGAAGAAUUCGUUAAGAGCUGUCGUCGAGACUCAUGGGCAGGAUAAGCAAGAGUUUCCGGUAACCAAGGUCAUUGUCGCCGAAGGGAGAGAAGAUAUCACGAUCAAGAUCAGUGACGAAGGUGGCGGAAUCCCCCGAAGCGCCAUCCCACUUGUAUGGACGUACAUGUACACAACUGUAGACCGGACGCCAAAUCUAGAUCCGGAUUUUGAUAAGAGUGAUUUCAAGGCUCCGAUGGCCGGUUUUGGUUACGGUUUACCAAUUUCUAGACUUUAUGCUCGAUACUUUGGCGGCGACUUGAAGCUAAUCAGCAUGGAAGGGUACGGAACAGACGUUUAUCUACACCUGAACCGCUUGUCGAGCUCUUCGGAGCCCCUACAAUAGCAAUCAGCAGUCAUGAGGGAAUGGGGAUCAUCCCAAGGAUUGACGUUGCCGAGUAGAAGAAUGAUGCAGAAGCGGCUCAAGCACUUCGAGGUGUCCGAGCGUAAGCAGGUCGGCGAUGCUGAG
This is a messenger RNA of Annulohypoxylon truncatum, 1614 nucleotides long. RefSeq names its product mitochondrial branched-chain alpha-ketoacid dehydrogenase kinase-domain-containing protein. Gene Ontology annotation, biological process: regulation of glucose metabolic process; protein phosphorylation. NCBI's taxonomy places the organism in Eukaryota, Fungi, Ascomycota, Sordariomycetes, Xylariales, Hypoxylaceae. Gene Ontology annotation, cellular component: mitochondrion. Gene Ontology annotation, molecular function: pyruvate dehydrogenase (acetyl-transferring) kinase activity. The transcript has 4 exons. The coding region runs from base 175 to 1491 and encodes 438 amino acids. The record is from RefSeq and is a predicted model, not a curated record.